AUGCGCCUUCACACGAGGCCCACGGUUAGGGGCUUUUGUGCUUCCCCACGCCUCGGGGGACUCUCCGGAAGGCGAAUACCAAUUUCGGCUUGCUCCGGGCCACGGUUAGUGAGGACGGUCAGCAGUUUGACCCGGAGUAUCAAGGAGGGACCGACAGAGCCACCAUUACUCACCCACACCAUCCCCGAACAAUUCAACACCAUCGUCAACCAAUUCGGCGACCGCCCCGCCGUAAUCGCCCGCACUCCCACCACCACCUCAGCCGUGCUCCCCAACCUGCCCGCGGACACCAUCCUCCCCCCGGCCCUUGAAACGACACUCACCUACGAGCAACUAGACCUAGCCUCCAACGCCCUCGCGCAUUCCCUCCGUUCCCUCGGCGUUAAAAAGGGCGACCGAGUAGCCGUCAGCCUAGGCAACACGGCCGAGUUCGCCACGCUGACCUAUGCCGUGUUCAAGCUUGGCGCCAUCUUGGUGCCGCUCAACCCGGGGUUCAACGCGAAGCAGGUCACGGCGGCGCUGAAUCAUUUGGGAGUGGAAUUGUUGGUCAUCGGGGCGGUUACCGACCUAGCGUAUAAGCCGUGCCGGGGAAGGAGUAACUUGCCGUUGUUGCGGGCGCUGGUGCCGGAUCUGGAGAGUGGGAGGGUCGAGGCGGCUGAGGUGCCGACGUUGAAGACGGUGGUGGUGGUGGAUAAUUCGGCGGCGCAUCCGUUGAGUGGAUUUCCGCCGGUUGCUGAGCUGCGGUCGCUGACGCCGUUUACGGAGCUGGUGCCGGAUUUGACGGCGGUGCGGGCCUCGGGUUUGGGGGCUGCUGUGAGGGGGAUUACGCCAGAUUCUCCGCUUUCUCCGAGUGAUACGAUCAACAUCCAAUUCACCUCCGGCACAACCUCCCACCCCAAAGCCGCCAUGCUCUCCCACACCAACAUCCUCAACAACGGCGCGCUAAUCGCCUACCGCAUGGGCCUCGACCCCUCCGACCUCAUUGUCUGCCCCCCACCCCUCUUCCACUGCUUCGGUUCCGUCCUCGGCUACAUGGCAACCGCCACAACAGGCGCAGCUCUCCUCUUCCCUUCCCCAGCCUUCGACCCAGCCGCUACCCUCCGCAUGGCUGCUGCCCACCGCGCUACCGGCCUCUACGGCGUAGCUACCAUGUUCGUUGCCAUGCUCGAGCUCUUACACAACCACAACCACACCAGUCCCAACCCAGCAACACCCUCACAACCACCAAUUUUAACACCCUCCCAAACGGCCGCCCUCCCAACCCACCUCCGCAAAGGCAUAGCAGCCGGCUCUUCCGUCCCCUCCUCCCUCAUGCAAAAACUCUUCGCCACCUUCGGCCUGACCGACCUCGUCAUAUGCUACGGCAUGACCGAGACCAGUCCCGUGAGCUGCAUGACCGCCCCCACCGACCCCUUAGACCGGCGCACGGGAUCAGUUGGCCGCGUGAUGCCGCAUACGGCGGUUAAGAUUGUGGAUCCGCUUGAUAGAAGCCGGGUGGUGCCGUUGGGGGAACGUGGGGAGUUGGCGGCGGCGGGGUAUUUGGUUAUGGAGGGGUAUUGGGGGGAUGAGGAGCGGACGGGGGAGGUUAGGAGGGUCGAGAGGGAUGGUGAGGACGGAAAGGAGAGGGUGUGGAUGUAUAGUGGGGAUGAGGCGAGUAUGGAUAAAGAGGGGUAUGUUGAGAUUACGGGGCGGAUUAAAGACCUUAUCAUUCGGGGCGGGGAAAAUAUUCACCCAUUGGAGGUGGAGAAUUGUUUGUUUCAGCACCCGCUGGUCGCAGAGGCUAGUGUGGUUGGGGUGCCGGAUGAGAAGUAUGGGGAGUGUGUGGGGGCGUUUGUGAUUGCGCAUCAGGGGGUUGUUGUGGUGGAGGGGGACGGUCAAGGGGAAGAGGAAGGAGCAGAGAGUGGGGAGAAGAAGGAUGAUGUGUUGAGCCCAAAGGUGGUAAGGGAAUGGGUUAGGACGCAUCUGUCGAGCCAUUUGGCGCCGAAACAUGUCUGGUUUGUGAAGGAAUACCCCAAGACGGCGAGCGGGAAGAUUCAGAAGUUUAAGCUGAGAGAUACAGCGAAACAGUUGCUGGAAGGGGGGCGGUAG
This is a messenger RNA of Dichotomopilus funicola, 2088 nucleotides long. RefSeq lists its product as uncharacterized. Lineage: Eukaryota; Fungi; Ascomycota; Sordariomycetes; Sordariales; Chaetomiaceae. Gene Ontology annotation, molecular function: medium-chain fatty acid-CoA ligase activity. The record is from RefSeq and is a predicted model, not a curated record. The coding region runs from base 1 to 2088 and encodes 695 amino acids. The transcript has 4 exons. Gene Ontology annotation, biological process: fatty acid metabolic process.